This is a messenger RNA of Nothobranchius furzeri (turquoise killifish), 3180 nucleotides long. RefSeq names its product cell division cycle associated 2 (gene cdca2). NCBI's taxonomy places the organism in Eukaryota, Metazoa, Chordata, Actinopteri, Cyprinodontiformes, Nothobranchiidae. Gene Ontology annotation, cellular component: chromosome; nucleus. Gene Ontology annotation, biological process: regulation of chromosome segregation; regulation of mitotic nuclear division. The record is from RefSeq and is a predicted model, not a curated record.
AUACAAACUAGUUCUUCCGCCCAUACCUAGCUUUGAUGUACUUGAUAGUCUCCGAACACCACUCGUGUUCUAGAAUCAACACAGAACAAUAUAAAAUAAUACAUAAUUUUAAGUUUUCAAUUAUCACGUUUACGCGUGAUUUUAAUGUAUCCGCGGAGGGAUACAAGUGCCGCUCGCGUGUAGCGUGGAGGGUUAUUUGAAAUUCUUUUUUUUCUUUCGCUACACUUCUUUUUAAGACUUUUUUGUUUUUCCUCAAACUUUUAGGAAGAGUUUUAUAACAUUUUAUACAUGUUUUAACAUAAAUGUACAAGAUGAUGGCUACAGAAGAGUCGGUCACUACUGGUGCUGAGGAGGAAUAUCAGGAGAAAAUGUCUCCCACAAAGGAGGAUUCUGUGUUGAAAGAAACGCCCCAAAACUUCUCCGAGGUCACCCCAAAUCAGUUUGGCAUUUCUGUCAAUAGUUUCAUCCCAUCAUCUUCCUCCUCUUCAUCAAAAUAUAAAGAUAAGUCUUGUCUUGCAAAGAUUAAGGCAAGGCGAAGGUCCAACGUUGGUGCACGAGGCUCCCCAGAGACAAAUUCCCUUAUUCGUUUCAUCGCACAACAGAGGAUGAAGAAGACCCCACCAAACCUAAAAACACCCGAGAUUGUCAGAAGUAGCCCCUUCUUUCCCCGUGUUGCCUCCACACUGAGGCAGAAGAUGGCCUCUUUCCAGAGGGUGAUGGAUGUGGUGGAGAGUGAUGCCUGUGAUCCAGAGCCAGCGCAGGACAGCAACACUGGAGGAUGCAUCAUGACAAGAGAUUAUCUGUCUGAUGGAAUCAGCUGUAGUGUGGGGAAAGAAAACAACCCGCGAGCAACACCCAGCAGGAAGAGGCGCCUGGGCCUCCUGGAAGGCUGCAGCGUUGAGAUUAGAGAGGCGGAGACUUUUAUUCCUCACUUCAGUUUGACGGAACAAGAGGAGGCGGUUUGUGGACACCAAAGCCCUCAUCAACCACCGUCUUGUGAUCCUGCAGCUGCUUCACCAUUCCAGCCGUCUUUGCUUCAAGAGAUCAAACCUGCAGGGACGGACGACUCCACCGGGACGUCUGUGGCCAAGAAGAGGAAGCAGGUCCACUUCGGAGCUCCUUUAUCUCCUGAGUUCUUUGAUAAGAAGAUGCCCCCCAGCACUCCGUUGCGGAAGGGGGGCACCCCUGUACGAGCCCUCACUCCCGGUGGUUGUUUGUUGCUGCGCUCUGUGCUGAAGACGCCGCAGAGGAGCGAGUCCAACUCGCCUCAACACGAGCCAGAACUUGACAAUCCCUCUGAGUUUGGGGCGUCCCCCACGUUUGUGAUGCCUCAUAAGCGCAGACUGUCCGAGGGAAAAGACGGUGAGGAUGGAAAGAUCCAUUUUCCUUCAUUGGAGCAAAGUGACUCAGAAGUGUGCGACACAGAGUGUGUACUGUAUACCCCGCUGUUAAACUUGGACAUGGCGUUCCACGAAGAGGCUUCUUCUGAGGAUCUGACAGACUGUGAAACCAAACCCAGCCAAAGCUCUCAGGUGGAUGAGUGUCGGUUUGUUCCGGAGGAGAAAACACCUGAGGCAGUCUCGUCCAAGAGGAGAAAGAAGACCCCACAGAAGGCUGAAGCAUGCUCCAGCAGCAGAGAAAGAGAGUUGUCAGAGGAGGAGGUACCUGUGAGGAGGUCGGUGCGUUCAGCAGCCAAGUCCGCCUGCAUGAAGAUGAAGAUGUCCUCCUUGGCCGCCUGUCUCUGGAAAAAGGACGUAGACCGCUCCUUGUACGGCUCACGUAAAUACGCGUCCAAGAAACCAACGCUGAGUCCCAUCAAAGAGAAGCUGUUCCUCAGCAGCCCGUCUCCGGCACUACCGCAGUCUACCGAGAACUGCACAGCCUCAAAUCAGGAGCCCCUCUCCUCUGCUGAGAUUGCUAAUGACACUCGAGCACAAGAGGACCUCGCUGUGACGGAAACCAUAAAAAGCACUUUACCGGAUUCUGUCACAUUUCCCGGCUCUGGUAGAGGAAAGAGUCUGCCACCAAGGUCAACCGUCAGAAGGAGAGGGAAGAAAGGGAAGGGUGCUGCGUCUGAUUGUGAGCAGCUUCGGAUCCAGGAAGUGGAAAAUUCUGAGCACGUCCCUGAAGAUCCUCCGUCUUCUAGCGUCAGGUUUUCUGAGGGAACCCCAUCAGAGCCCUGUGGGUUUCACGUGGAGAGCGUUGACUCUGAAGAGCCUGGUGCUCAGGUUUCUCCAGAUUCUCCCCGUUCGGACGACACCGGAACACCAGAGCAUCACGCAGGUCUGCGAGCGCCCUCCCCCUGCUGCCCACCCUCAGCUGAGGAUUCUAGCAACACACAGUCACAACCUGCCAAACAGGGCAGGAGGAAGUGUGCAGAGAAACGCCAAAGCGUCAGUGAUGUGGCUGAAGCUGGAAUGACUGAGCGAGCAGAAGGUCAGCACGGACCCAGCCAGGAUGGGCAGGGGGGGGGCAAUGAGAUCCUUUACUCUUGGCAGGCUGACUUUAAUUUAGAAGAUGUUUUUAAACCUAUUGCCAGAAGAGGGCAGCGCUCGGUUCGCCGUAGUCUUAGGAACCAGAGGCGCUCCGAUAACGGCAGCAGCGGACUCGUCUGGCUGCCGUAUACUCCCUCUGACUCGGUCGGCCAGACCGGCAGGGCGACCAGGAGACGACUCAGUGGCAUCGUGCCCGUCCAGCCUCCACUUUCUGAAGACAUGCAAGAGCUGAUGGUAGAAGGGGACAACCAGUGAUUUUCUGCAUCCUUGAGAUGUUUUCCUGAAGAGAAUUGACUUUUCCAAAGAGAGGACUUUUACGUUGGCUGAAAUGUUGCUGCUCUCCUGUGAAAUAUUAGAUCUAAGCAGCCAUUUUUAACAGCUUCCCUCUAGUGACCCAGCUAAUCAAUAUCCCCCCCCCCCAUCCCCCAUCCCCUUUAAAUCAGCACAUCUUCACCCCCCUCUCUCUCCAGAGUCAUCGGAUCAAGUCAUUGUGUUCCCUCAUCGAUGAGUAACAAUGGCCGCACAUAUAAAGUUGUGUUUCAGGCUUCUGGAGUGUUUCUUGUUUCUGUGAUCUAAACUGUGAUGCUGCAUCUUUCUUUGUUUCAGAGGUUUUAUAUUUAGGCAUUUUAAAGCUAAAUAUGUUCAUUUGACCCGUUUCAUUUAAAACAAUAAAACAGUGAAUGUG